CGUCCACCUCGUUCUCCUGCGUUCACAAUGUCGGAGCAGUGAAGAGAGGAGGCAAAGACAUGGGCCUGAGAAAUCUGGGCGGGUGUCUCUCCACCGCCUCCACCUCCAACACGUCCUCGUCUAACAGCACUGUGUCCGACUGCCGAGCAAGCCUGUUCAAACCUCUCCGCUGUGCCUCCUGCUCUGGCGAGGCAGGAAACUUCGAGAGUCCUGCAAUCCUUCGCAAAAAGCUAGUCGGGGGAUGCCUGCCCUGUACCCCGCUGUCCUCCUCCGCGCCUCUGCGGGCGAUUCAAAGCUGCGUCACGGGCUGCAACCCCAAAGCCUCUCAGACAGGCAGCUCCACCUGCAGCUACUGCAGCAGCGACCCCAUAGUGGUGACAUUUAACCCUCGCAGAGGCAAACCGCCUGGAAGAAGUGUCGGAGGAGCUCAUCCAAUGGGUAUGUUUCAAGCUGAUGACGAUGACUACAGCGUGCGUACCAUCUGGCCUGAAGAGCUGGCCAAGAAGAUGACCCAUUCGAAAGCCCAAAAGAAUCACUGUGCCGGGAUCGGAGUCAGAGUCGGGAAGACGUGUGCAGCCCAGAACGGCAGUAAUGGAACAGGCCUCGCCCUCCUGGACUGUCAAAACCUCCAGGAAUAUGCACACUCUCAACUAACAGAUCGCGCAGGCAGACGGCGUCUUCAGCAAGGGAAAAUGGCUGCCCUCGAUUUUAUGAGCCGCAGAUCGGGAUCCGGGUACGACGAAGGCCAGAACUCGCUCAAGAGGCUCCUUAACAAAGCUGAAGAUGGAACAGAGCAAGACGGAGACGCAGCAUAUCUACAUUCCCCCUCUCCCCGCUCUGCAUCCCCGCCGUCCCCUGUGUCCUUUUCGCCUCCGCCGUCCGCCCCCACCACGCUCAUCAAACCCAAACCCUGGCAGAGAGACAGGGACGGAGGAGGACAUUCCCUGCCGUCGGCUCAGUCACUUCACCUGGCCCUCAACUCCCUGAACAGAGAGCAGGACGAGGAAAACAGCAGAAUGCACCUUUCUCUGCCGCUCUCCUCCUCUCUACCGGCCUCUCUGUCUGAUGAGACCGUGAUGACACCUGAUGCCGAGAACGCCGUGGUCAGUCCCAUCCUGCCCUUCCUGUUUCUGGGGAACGAAAGAGAUGCCCAGGACCUGGACCUGCUGCUGCGCCUCAACAUUGGCUACGUGGUCAACGUGACAACGCACCUGCCGCUCUACCACGUCAACUCUGGGCUGCGCUACAAAAGGCUGCCAGCCACUGAUAACAGCAAGCAAAACCUCCGACAGUACUUUGAGGAGGUUUUCGAGUUCAUUGAGGAGGCAUAUCAGAGUGGACAGGGAGUGUUGGUACACUGCCAGGCGGGCGUGUCCCGUUCUGCAACAAUUGUCAUCGCCUACCUUAUGAAGCACACCCUCAUGACAAUGACAGAUGCUUACAAGUAUGUGCGGAGCCGUCGUCCCGUGGUGUCCCCGAAUCUAAACUUCAUGGGCCAGCUUCUGGAGUUCGAGAGGGACCUCAACUCCGGGGUGACUCCUCGCAUCCUGAUGCCUAAACUCAACGGCGUGGAGACGCAGGUGUGAGGAAAGUCGGGAGGGUUUCUGCAGGUAAAGAAGAAAUUAAAGUGGCAUUGAUGAGCGUCAGAGAAAGAGUGCAGCAAAUCAUAGAAGACAGACGCGAUGAGAAAUAUUACAAUUGGAAAUCGGUGGUGUGUCUGGCAAUUAGUGCACUUUUAAUACUGUGAAACACGAGACAAAAAGACUGGAUGCAUCAUUUGUUUAACUCUUAGACAACAUGAUCAUCAUCCAGUGUACUGUUUAUAAGAUAAUGUGCCAAUAUUUUGUAUAGACCUAACAUCACUCUCAGAUAUCUCUUUUUUUCUGAUGUCUCCUCCUUUUGGUUCCCAUCGUUUACAUCCACAAACACAAAUACAGUGACUUUGCCAUUAAUCAUAAAUGCAUGCACAACGCAAACAUGGAGAGGGUUCACCGAUAAAGUCCUACUUCAACUAAAACACCACUCUGAUGUUUCCACCACAUGUAGCAACACACAGGUUAUUACAAUGCACUUUACUUCCCAUGCAUUCGUUUUAUUAUCAGCAGCUGAAAUGUCACAAGGAUGAGGAGAAUCAUCACACGGACCUCAGUCACUGUUUUCGGUUAAUAUUAUCAUGUAUGUUUUUUUUUUAAUUUUUUUGGAAACUGUGCAAUAGAGCCACGCUGAAGGAUGUGAGUAGCAUUAACCUGGGAAACCUAACGCAGAAGUACAGUGGCCCUGAGGGUCAAAACACAACAACAUUUCCUAAAAUAUUUCAUUUUCCAAAACACAAC
Plectropomus leopardus (leopard coralgrouper) is the source of this 2333-nucleotide messenger RNA. RefSeq lists its product as uncharacterized. Gene Ontology annotation, molecular function: MAP kinase tyrosine phosphatase activity; protein tyrosine/threonine phosphatase activity; MAP kinase tyrosine/serine/threonine phosphatase activity. Gene Ontology annotation, biological process: peptidyl-tyrosine dephosphorylation; negative regulation of JUN kinase activity. Lineage: Eukaryota; Metazoa; Chordata; Actinopteri; Perciformes; Serranidae. Gene Ontology annotation, cellular component: cytosol; cytoplasm. The record is from RefSeq and is a predicted model, not a curated record.